Oncorhynchus tshawytscha (Chinook salmon) is the source of this 2112-nucleotide messenger RNA. It is a transcript of the gene alg5, whose product is annotated as ALG5 dolichyl-phosphate beta-glucosyltransferase. NCBI's taxonomy places the organism in Eukaryota, Metazoa, Chordata, Actinopteri, Salmoniformes, Salmonidae. The record is from RefSeq and is a predicted model, not a curated record. Gene Ontology annotation, cellular component: endoplasmic reticulum membrane. The transcript is spliced from 10 exons. The coding region runs from base 238 to 1206 and encodes 322 amino acids.
UGCACGGAGUUACUUCCGCCUAGGUGUUUCCCUGUGACUGGAAGUUAAGUUCAAACUGAUCCGCCCGAUACAAUACUGCAAAUAUUACGGCUAUGAUAGUCUAUCUCUCCUUCUCCUCCGAAGAGUGUUUGUCAGAGAUAUUCGCCACGGAACAGUACAGUUAAGUUAUUUAGCAGGCUAACUAGCCACUCUCUCCUUACUGCAGGUGUUUUAUCUAUUGCUACAGGGAAUGGGAUAAUGGAUUGUCUAUGGGAAAUAAUUCACUGUCUGGUUGGAUUGGCAGUGGCUGCUUUGAUCGUGGUGCUGCUGGUAGCCCACCUGACUGCCGGGAUGGUGGACCUGAAACGCCAUGAGAAGGAGACGCUGUUCCCGACCGCGACUGGAGAGAAGGAGCCCUUCCCCAGCCUUCAUGACCCCAGCUCCCUGGAGCUGUCUGUAAUCGUGCCUGCCUAUAAUGAGGAGCUACGAAUGCCUGUGAUGAUGGAGGAAGCUAUGGGAUACCUGGAGAACAGACAGAAACAGCAGCCGUUGUUUACCUAUGAGGUCAUUGUGGUGGACGACGGCAGCAGUGACCAAACAACAGAGGUUGCUUUGCGGUACACCAGAAAGUAUGGCGCAGACAAAGUCAGAGUCCUGACCCUGGUGAAAAACAGAGGGAAAGGAGGGGCCGUCAGGAUGGGUACUCUGAGUUCCAGAGGGAAGCUGAUAUUGAUGGCGGAUGCGGACGGAGCCACUAAGUUUGCAGACGUGGAGAAGGUGGAGGCCGGCCUUCAUGACGUAAACAUCAAACCAGAGAACAUGGCUAUAUCCUGUGGGUCCAGAGCACACCUGGAGGAGGAGGCAGUCGCUUCGCGGUCCAUGUUCCGUACGUUCCUGAUGUAUGGGUUCCACUUCCUGGUUUGGUUUUUCUGUGUGCGAGGCAUCAAGGACACACAGUGUGGCUUCAAGCUCUUCACCCGCGAGGCUGCCCUCAAAACCUUCUCCUCCCUACAUGUGGAGCGAUGGGCCUUUGACGUGGAGCUGCUGUAUAUCGCUCAGUGCUUUAAGAUACCCAUAGCCGAGGUGGCCGUCAACUGGACUGAGAUAGAAGGGUCCAAGCUGGUGCCAGUGUGGAGCUGGCUACAGAUGGGUCGAGACCUGGUGUUCAUACGCCUGCGUUACAUCACCGGUGCCUGGAGACUGGAAAGCCCUCGCAAGACCGACUAGAGCCAAUCACAUCAGCCCUCGCACAAUGAGACAGCCCUCUGAUUGGACAGAUGAACUUCCUCGUUGGACGGGAUUACCGUGAACUCCGUUGUGGGCUGCGGCUCGAUUGUCUGAUGUGGCUUGCUCUCCUUGUGUCCUCUGCUUCAGCUGCACUGAUCUGAACUAGCAGGACAGGUGAAAGCAUUGAAGAGGAUGCCUACUGGGAGUUUGUUUUCACCUGUUCAGCUCUUUAAUGUCCUCUGCAGAUUGAGGAGAGGAAGCUAUUUUUAGACUAUUGAGAUUUUGGUGGCGGCAGAGUAGCCUAGUGGUUAGAGCGUUGGACUGGUAACCGAAAGGUUGCAAGUUCAAACCCCCGAGCUGACAAGGUCUGUCGUUCUGCCCCUGAACAGGCAGUUCCUAGGCCGUCAUUGAAAAUUAGAAUUUGUUCUUAACUGACUUGCCUGGUUAAAUAAAGAUAAAAUAAAAUGCAUCAAUGGGAGGGCUAUGUUCUCUUUUGAACAUUGCCAUUGGCUGAGAAAUCUUUAGAUGAUUGAUUGACAGGUCCCGUUCUGUCCCGCCUAUUGCCAGGUUCAGAACACUUGUUUCUUUCACCUGAAAAAGGGUUUGUGGUGUCCGUGGUAACAUGCACAUGCCAUUGCCACGGUUUCAGAUACACGCACCACAUGAUCAAUCCGUGUACCAUGUUACUCAUUUUUUUUACAUUUCUGUCAAACUGUUUGUGUGGGUGAAGAGGAAUGUUGACUGUGUCGCUGAGGGAUCAAAUGGAUCAUGUUUUGGUUUUUAUCAUGAUUUUGGUUAGGUAAAAUUGAAGGUGUCAUUUUCAAUGAGGGUUAAUUGGUUGUAAAGUUAUGUCUGUAAUGUAGAAGGAUGGACUGAACCAAAUUAAAUGAAAAUCAGCUCUGAUGA